AGCGUAUCGAUGCUUGUUUAGCGUGUAUGAGGAAAUUGCAAAGACUAGAACAGGCAGGAGGGGCAGUUGAAGUUGACCUUUUAAUUUCCUUACAAUUCUCAAUGUUGGAGAUCGAGAUCGUCGCGAAAUUUCGGUUCUGGCUUGCUUAAUUCAGAGUUUAGAGACAGCUUUUCCAGAUUUGGCCAAACUGAAAACAGUUUUAUCGCAUUCUUUUAGAGGAUUUAUUGGUGAGAUCAGAUGAUGGCAGAGGCUAGUGCGCACUCACGAUAUGUGAAGCUAACAAAAGAGCAAGCGGCUAUAGAGGAUAUUAAGCCUGGCGAGCUCAAUCAACCCAUCGAAGUUCCUCAGUUGAAUGUUCGCAAGUGCAACGAAUGUGGGCAGCCUUUGCCGGAAAACUUUGAGCCUCCUGCAGAUGAGCCUUGGACUACUGGAAUUUUUGGCUGUACUGAAGAUACUGAAAGUUGUUGGACAGGACUAUUUUGCCCUUGCGUUCUAUUUGGGCGCAAUGUUGAAAGCCUAAGAGAUGAUACCCCUUGGACCACACCUUGCAUUUGUCAUGCUGUUUGUAUUGAAGGCGGAAUGGCACUGGCAGCAGCAACAGCAAUCUUCCAUGGUGUUGAUCCAAGGACAUCAUUUCUAGUUUGUGAGGGUUUACUUUUUGCUUGGUGGAUGUGCGGUAUAUACACUGGCCUUGUUCGGCAAUCCUUACAGAGGAAAUAUCACCUCAGGAACUCACCGUGUGAUCCAUGCAUGGUGCACUGCUGCAUGCAUUGGUGUGCUUUGUGCCAGGAGCACAGGGAGAUGAAGGGGCGUCUAUCAGAUAACUUUGUUAUGCCAAUGACCAUUGUCAAUCCUCCCCCUGUUCAAGAGAUGAAUUCUGCGAGUGAUAACCGGGAUUCAGAACCAUCAUCUGAAAAGGGAACCAACUUAGAGAUGCAACCUUUGUGAAGAGUUGCACUGGAGUUUAUAUUAAAUUUCAUAUACAAGAUGAUUUUUCUCUAGCUGUAGAACUAUAUCUUUAUACAAGAGACUCUUCCAUGCUUGUGUGCAUCAGAAUGAUGAAUCUUUGCCGGCGUUGAUACAUUUUGGAUAUAUAGAGGGAUGUCUUCCCAAUUCCCAUCA
Molecule: messenger RNA, 1122 nt
Organism: Ricinus communis (castor bean)
Lineage: Eukaryota; Viridiplantae; Streptophyta; Magnoliopsida; Malpighiales; Euphorbiaceae
Product: cell number regulator 6
Exons: 4
Coding region: 238-948 (236 amino acids)
Source: RefSeq, a predicted model, not a curated record